This is a messenger RNA of Indicator indicator, 1383 nucleotides long. It is a transcript of the gene CUNH3orf52, whose product is annotated as chromosome unknown C3orf52 homolog. The record is from RefSeq and is a predicted model, not a curated record. The transcript is spliced from 9 exons. Lineage: Eukaryota; Metazoa; Chordata; Aves; Piciformes; Indicatoridae. Bases 1 to 1383 code for a protein of 460 amino acids.
AUGAGUUGCCUUCAUGCUUGCUUCAGAGACAGAGGUCCUCACACAGAGACAGAAGCUAUGAAAAGGCAAAACUCUGGUCAGGAGGAUGAAAUUGUUGAAUUACAAGAAGAUAAUGUGGAGGAAAGUGACACACCUCUAAAUACUCAAACAAGAAAGGAGAGAGAUCACUGGAAAUCAUGCAGGAAUGUAGUUUUCUGGAAGUGUAAAUUAUGGAUGUUUAUUACUACCAUUUUUCUAGUGUUCUUCCUGGUCAUUCUUAUCAGCUUAAGUCUUUAUUCCAAUGUUUACACAGAUGAAGAUGACUACUGGGAUCCUGAAGCACUACUAAAUAGUAGAAAUUGUCGCAAUUUUUCAGGAACAUUGGAAUUAAUGUGUGGUCUUCCACACCUCUUCUUUGAAGAUGUUACUAAGAGGUUAACAGAUGUCUACAGUUCAUCUCCAGCUCUAGGACACUACUUUAGGUCAGCUCAGGUGGUUUAUUUCAGUAAUGAAACCUCCACUGUAUUUUAUCAGCUAGAGUUUUCUGUGCCACCAUCAAUAGAGGGGUUUAUGGAAAACACAAUGAACCCAGAUUUUAUAAAGAAUGUUUUGCGUCAAAAUAUUUAUGAUGAAGAUGACACAUUGAAUCCUGGAACAUCUGAAUGUAACAAGUUAAAGCUUGACCCGACUUCUCUCACAUUAACAUGUAGAGAAGAGAAAGCUUAUGAGGAAGCUGCCAAUAGCUUUGGCUCAGAGCCAGUAGCAGCAGCUGCAGGAACUUUGCCAGUAACUCUGGGAACUUUGCCAGGACCUCAGAUAACUGCCAUGGCUAUGCAGGCAGGCGCCAUUAACGAGGCACAGUCUCUUCCUCCCUUUGCUGCUGAUAUGGAAGCAGCAGCGGAUGCAGGGUCCCAAAGAGAAAUUUCAUGGAGGAUUACAGUAGGAGUAUGGGGACAGCAAGCUCAAGAAGAUGAUGAUGAUGAUGACGAUGAUAUACAGUCGGCUAAUAUACCCAGACAGGAAAUUAGACAUGGAACCUGUGACAGCUUCUCGCUGCGGCGCGUCCCUUUCGAAAACGAACGCGCUAAAGUUACCGCUGUCUCCGGGGUUGGCGAACGUGUGUCUAGUUUCUGGCACUCCCGGGACGGGACGCCGUGGCGCGUUUAUAGGGGGGGGGGAGUUAAUCAGGGCUGUCCCCUGCCGCCACCGAGUUCGUCCCCGGCGGCCGUUCGUCCCUGGAGGCGGUUCAACAGCAGCCCGGAAGACGGCAAGCAGCUACAGCCGGCGGAGGAGUACCGAGAGCCAAAACAAGCUGCGGUCGUUCUCAAGUGCAGCAGUGGGUGCCCGAGCAGUGCCUUGAAUGAUCCCGAGGGUUCCGUGUUCACACCAGUAGCGGCCUUCUGA